Molecule: messenger RNA, 4124 nt
Organism: Puntigrus tetrazona (Sumatra barb)
Lineage: Eukaryota; Metazoa; Chordata; Actinopteri; Cypriniformes; Cyprinidae
Product: oxygen-regulated protein 1-like
Biological process (GO): axoneme assembly; photoreceptor cell development; intracellular signal transduction
Cellular component (GO): axoneme
Source: RefSeq, a predicted model, not a curated record
GAGAGGACCUGUUGGAUUCUCUGAGUGGAUUACUUCAGAAAUACUGUCAAGGUUCGGAGGGUUCGGCAGCCGAGGAGAAUGAGUCCGCGCCUGCGGGCUUGAAUUGACGUGGAGGAGAGAUGCAGAAGACGACCCAAGGUUCCUUCGAUGCCAGUACCCACUUUCAGAAUGAUCUUCAUCAGUUUCCUCAUCCUUCAGCGUCGUCCUUUGGCUCCAGCGUGACUGCGGCCAGCCCAGCCAAGAGAAUUACCUUCUACAAGAGUGGCGACGCACAGUUCAAAGGCGUCAAGAUGGCCAUCCAUAAGAGAAGCUUCAGAUGCUUUGAUGCCUUGUUGGAUGACCUUUCCCAAAAGGUUCCUCUGCCUUUUGGUGUGCGUACCAUCACGACCCCCAGGGGUACCCACAGCAUUAAACAUUUAGAGCAGUUAGAGGACGGAGGCUGUUACCUGUGCUCUGACCGCCGCUAUGUUAAGCCAAUCAACAUGGAAGCUGCAGGGAAGAGGCCGGCGGUCUGGCACCAUCACAGUCACCCGCAAAACCCUCGGCGCAAACCCUCCCGACCCAGAGGCGCCCCACGGGACAUCAGCACCACCAUCGGCACCCCAAAGGAUUGUCCUGGUAAAAACAACGACCCUACCGUAAGGCGAUCCAUCAUUCUGAGCAGACGAACUGCUCGGAGUCUUCGCGUCUUCAUGGACGAGAUUUCCGAACUCAUGCAGUGUCAUGUCAAGAAACUCUACACUCUGGAGGGACGUAGAAUUGACAAUAUUCAGAGUCUGAUGCAGUGUCCUAGUGUGCUGGUCUGUGUGGGUCGAGAGCCCUUCAGGCCGCUGCUCAUGAGCUUAAAGAAGCUCUCAGAUGAAAAGCUUCCAGGAAUGGGCACAAGGUCUCACUCCAGCAUCUGCAGUGAAGGGCAUGAAAGCAAAAAGAAUGUUAACUUUGGCCUGGAGACAAAGAAAAGCAUUAUCCAUCCACGAUCAGACUCCAGUAACAGAUCUACAAGAUUCUCUCUUUCUUCAGAAAAGUCAUAUCAAAAUGGAUUAUGCAUGACACCGGACAAGGUUGUAGUGAACGAUGACAUUGAGAAAAGAGUGCUUGUAAACAAAGACGGCAGCCUGGUGGAGAUGAGAAGGUCCGCUUCGGCUGUUCAACGAGAGACUCUUCAGUGGUCCACUGAGAUCAAGAAGUCAUCAGUGAAAGUGAACGACUCUGGCUCUGUGAAAGAUGCAGACUAUAUUCAAGCUAAAGCUGAAGGGUUUUCAGACCCAGACUCCAUAUCUGCAUCAGAGACUGAUGAAGCCUUUGCAACAAAGCUGCAUCAGAAGCAUAUAGAGAAGCGCUUUGUCAAAACUGUUGCAAUCACUGCCAAGAAGGUCAUUAAGGUCAUGGAAGAGCGGCCAGUGUCUGCAGUCAGCAACUCCUCCAAUGUGCUCGAGUCUUUGAAGGAAGACCAGGAUGAUGAUUAUGAUGACCUGCCUCCAAGUGUCUCAAGAGCCUCACACUGGUCUCAAAGAUCUGUCAAAUCCACUGCAAAGAGCAUUGUAUCUCAGGAAGUGGAGAAUGGCAAAGACUUGACACAGAAUGCCUUAACUGUGACCUCUCCAUCUCCUAGGUCAAAGAGGUCCCCAUCUCCUAGGUCAAAGAGGUCCCCAUCUCCUAGGUCAAAGAGGUCCCCCUCUCCUAGAUCAACACACAACACUGAAAGUAAAAAAAACGAAAGCAGAGCUCCAAGUGGGAUGUCAGUAAGCUCUAAUAUAUCCUCACAGUCCAAAACAUCCAAAAAAUGUCAUUGUAUCAGCUCCUCAAGUGGUAAUUUGAAAGAGACAAAGACUGAGAUGCUAAAAGAGGAUGAAAAAGAUGAAUCUGAGAGCUUGUCAGGAAAAUCAAAGCUCUCAUCUAAAUCUCUUAAAAAUAACAUUAAGCCUGCAGGCAACCACUUUGAUGAACCUUUAAGUCCCACAUCAACAGCAUCUGUUUCUCUUGGACUAGAAGAAGAGCACAAGGGUGUUGACUUUGAUGAACGAUCAACCAGUGGCAUGUCAGCCACCACAGAGGAAGCUGGACACAAGCUAGAGACUGUAAAUGGAGUGGAUGCAGAGGAAAGGCCAAGGACAGAAAUGUCUAUGAACUCUGUAAUUUCAGACAAAUCCAAAAGGUCCCAUCACAAGAACUGUAAGACUCCUGUUCAAGCUCUUUCUUCUGUCUCAGCUGAAAGCAUCAUGUCAGCAGAACUCAAGAAAAGCAAGUCAGGAAUCCAUUUAAAUGAAAACAAUAUCACUUUGUCACUGUCAUCUUCACGAAGUAAGUCACCCUCGAGAGUUUCACAGAGAAGUGCUAAAAAUACAGCUAUGAAGGACAAAGAUUGUGAGGCUGUCAACAACACCAACCAUGCAGAAAUGAAUGAAGCAUCUUCAAAACAUGACCCAAGUGAAAGAACCUCUGGAAAAGCUAUGCCAGAAAGCGACUGUUUAAACUCUUCAAAAACAUCUGAGUAUUCGGUGAAGUCCAACAAUGGGCACAGUACUAAAGAGAGUGAUAGAUCUAAAGCAGCAGAUCUAUUAAAAGAGAUUGUAGGCAACGCAAGGCCAGUCAGUAGAGGAUCAAAGUCAGUUGCCUCCAGCAAAAAUGUUGACAAGGUUGAAAAUAAGAGCCAAAAAAGCUGCAGGAGCAAACACAGCAAGGUCAGCAUCUCAUCGGAGUGCAACAACAAGGAGCUGAUGCCGUCAUGCUUACCAAAUGCUUCCCCUACAGACGUUGUGAAUGACUGGCUUAUGAACAUUCCCAUUGAUGGCCAUGUUUAUGAAAUGGAUGUCGAACUCGCUGAAGAUAUGACCUUGACUGAAGGUGGUGAAGAUACUUCUCAAAGAGACAAAGUUAAGGCACCAGAAAGCAUAAUAGAGAUUGAGAAACCUCAUGAUGAUCAAGCAGGUGAAAAUCCUAUUCAUCAGGAGAUGGAUGACAUUUGUGUUGAGCCAGAGUUCAGUGGCUCCACCGGUUCUGUUAAAGGUAGCAUGAAUGGCGUAUUAGAAAAAGCGGAGUCUGUACAAGACACAAAACCACCAAGUGCCGAACGAGGAGGCUCAAUGCAAGAUAAAGAUGAAAAAGAACCGGUAAAGUCUACAGCUCAGUGGAAGAUGGCCAAAGAAAAUGGAGUAUUGCAAGAAGAUGAUGUUGAAAGCGGUGAUAAUAGGAAUGAAUCGGAUCAAACACCACAAACAACCUCUUACAAGAGCUCUGGCAAUGAGAGUAAUACUAUGAAAUCUCAAGAAAAUACAAGCUCAGGAACUCCACCAUCUGUUCCGAGACCUCUUCUUACUAAAAGAGUUUCACAAGACCCAGAUCCUGUUUGGGUGCUGAGCUUAUUAAAAAAGCUAGAAAAGCAGUUUAUGUUACAUUACGCAGACGCCAUGGCGGAGUUCAAAGUGAGGUGGGAUUUGGACGACAAUGAGAUGCUCGAUAAGAUGAUAAGUGAGUUGAAAGAGGAAGUGCACAAACGGAUUCAAUCGAGUAUUAACCGAGAACUGCAAAAAAUUCAAAGUCGGGCUGGCAGGGGUCCGAGACCUCCAGAAAAUACUCUAUCGAGAGAGUCCACGGUCCAGACUGAGCAGCGACGUAAGCGUCUUCGGGUCAUGCGCAAUAAGUCCAUUUUGUCAAGGAGUGAUGAAAAUUACACAGCAUCAGGAACUGAAUACAGCGAUCAGCGCAGUGACGAUGAAUACUGCCCAUGUGAUGCAUGCAUGAAAAAGAAAAUGGCGUCCAGAGCAGUCCAGCGAGCUCAGGCUUUGAGUUUGGCUCCAGUUAUGAUGGAAUUUGAUCUGCGGAAAAUUUUACAAAUGAAAAAGGAUCCAGCCCCACCUACACAACCAAAGACAGAAGAACAGCAUGUAGCCGGCUUGACUUGUGCAGUUGAGAAAGAAGAAAACAACUUGGAAGUGGUUCAUGAACAAGUAGAGGAAGCCAAUGACAAUGCUGGAGACCAUAAAUGUGAGUCUGCAGAUCAAGAGCCAGACGGUGUUUUCAAUAAAGCAGAUGAAGUCAAAAAUGCAGAAAACAUCCAAGAUGUAGACUCUGAGAUGAGAGAUCCAAAUGAAGAGGAAGCAAAUGACGAAAAGAGAUUCUGGUGA